AUGGGUACAGAUGAUAGUACAACAACAACAAACAAGAUAUCGAUCAAUAUUAAAAAUGCAGAGGAUCCAAUACUUGCAGUUGAGAUGUCUACAUCAGAGCUGAUUAGCCAAUUAAAAUAUAGAAUAUUAGAGGAAAAGAAGAAACUGGGUCAUAGAAUACGACUUGUUUACCAAGGAAAGUUAUUGUUGGAUCAUCAAACAUUGGUAGAUGCAAAGUUGACAAACAAUUGCAAUGUUUUAUCAUCUAUUACAGUACCAUUGGAUUUGAAUUUAGGUCAACCUACCUUUUCCUCAUUACCAAAUCAACCCAUCCCUACCAACAAUCAAAUCCUUGUAAAUAAUAAUAAUAAUAAUAAUAAUAAUAAUAAUAAUGAUAAUAACCCUACUAUAGUACAUAUUCCUCAACCUAUUUCUUAUAACAACAAUAAUACAACACCGACAUUGACAUCGGUAUCACCACCAAAUAUAUUAUCAGCAGCAGAAAUUCAACAUAAUCGAAUACAAGAAUUACUUAGGCAACAAAGAGAUAAUGAUUUUAUAUUGGAUAUGGAAGCAAAUGGUUUGGUAUUGCAAAAUGUUGAACCAGCUGCAAUGGUUCAUCAUGAACAACAAACAAACCAUACAAUAAUGUCAACAGGUCAAGGAUCAUUGAUACGUGAAAGUUUAGAACUAUUCUUGGGAAUGGCAUUUGGCAUUUUGGUUGGACCAAUCGCUCUCUUUUGGCUUACACGUGAUUAUCUACCAAGACAAAUUAAAUUGGGCGUAGUUGUUGGGGUUAUCUUUAAUAUGGUUAUAGGUUUAAGUAAAGUUACUUCAAGUGGUGCUCAAACUAUUGUCUAA
Cavenderia fasciculata is the source of this 840-nucleotide messenger RNA. RefSeq lists its product as uncharacterized. Gene Ontology annotation, molecular function: protein binding. The record is from RefSeq and is a predicted model, not a curated record. NCBI's taxonomy places the organism in Eukaryota, Evosea, Eumycetozoa, Acytosteliales, Cavenderiaceae. The transcript has a single exon. Bases 1 to 840 code for a protein of 279 amino acids.